AUGAUACGCGGGCUGACCGGGAACCCUGCUUACUGGGUUUGCGCGUAUGCCAACAACCAGCACGAUCUGGAAGAGGCGAUUUCCGCCAACCCCCGGAAAACUUCGUUCUACCAGGCCAUGCAGCUGUGCCAAGGAGUCCUGCUGGUUUUGGAUUCAAUGGCAACGCCAUUCUCUCGUGUUUGGUGCUGCUUCGAAGAAAGCAUUGCUGCCGUGCCCUCGGUCAGAGUUGAAAAUGCCGCUACCCUGUGCCGGGACGUGGCUGCAGCAGACCAAAGUUUGGCCGGAGCAGAAGCCUCUGUCCUCCCGCUGCUGGGCCUGUUUGCCAAGUCCCAGCGCGAGAAAAACUUCCCAGUCCAUCUACUGCAGCAAGGGCUGGGCGUGGACAUUGAGACCGCGCGGGCUUCGCAGGAUAUUGAUAAAGUCCGAAUUCUCAACUCCAUUGCUUUUCCACGCUCCGAAACGCUGUCCCUCAACCACAGCUAUCCAGAGCAGCACGGCAACUAUGCAGUGGUGAACAAAGCCUUGGCAUCACUCUUUGCACUCCACGGCCUGCCAAACGGCUUUUCGGAAGGCGAUGCAGUGGCUUUGCUGGAUGCCCUGCGUGCAGACUCACUACGCACCACCGUCAACCUUGAGUUGGCAGGCUGCGCUCGCUUCCGCGACGCAGACUUGCAGGCCCUGCUUUCGCACCUCCCAGAGCGCAUCCUCCAGCUGCACUUGGAGCUAUGCUUUACUGGUCUGGAGCAUUUCAGGGUUGUUUGCUUGCCUGCAUAG
Molecule: messenger RNA, 774 nt
Organism: Symbiodinium necroappetens
Lineage: Eukaryota; Dinophyceae; Suessiales; Symbiodiniaceae
Source: the annotation of a GenBank genome assembly